This is a messenger RNA of Ictidomys tridecemlineatus (thirteen-lined ground squirrel), 5248 nucleotides long. The record is from RefSeq and is a predicted model, not a curated record. NCBI's taxonomy places the organism in Eukaryota, Metazoa, Chordata, Mammalia, Rodentia, Sciuridae.
UGUGAGACCUCUGGCCCUUGUUCCCUUUGGCGUGGCACUUCCCCGUUCCUUGUCCUAGGUUCUGCCCCAAAGGCUUCCUCCCUCCUUUUACUUUGUAGGCCUGCGCAGGUCGAGAGAGCAUUGGCGGUCGUCGAGCCAGAUCACCACAAACAAAACCUCUACCUGAGAAAAUGUUGAAAUAGGAGUUGCGGAUACCUUGGAUUUGUUGGAUGAAAUACAAGAAACUAAUUUUUGUAACGUGGGAAAAAAGCCUAAAUUGUCAGAUUACAUGUGUAAAUCACUGCGUUACUGCUUUAGUCAUUGUCUUUAUUUAGCAAUGACAAGACUGGAAGAAGUAAAUAGAGAAGUGAACAUGCAUUCCUCAGUGAGAUAUCUUGGCUAUUUAGCCAGAAUCAACUUACUAGUGGCUAUAUGUUUAGGUCUUUAUGUAAGAUGGGAAAAAACAGCAAAUUCCUUAAUUUUGGUAAUUUUUAUUCUUGGUCUUUUUGUUCUUGGAAUUGCCAGCAUACUCUACUAUUAUUUUUCAAUGGAAGCAGCAAGUUUAAGUCUCUCCAAUCUUUGGUUUGGGUUCUUGCUUGGUCUUCUAUGUUUUCUUGAUAAUUCAUCCUUUAAAAAUGAUGUGAAAGAAGAAUCAACCAAAUAUUUGCUUCUAACUUCCAUAGUAUUAAGGAUAUUAUGUGCUUUGGUGGAGAGAAUUUCUGGUUAUGUCCGUCAUCGACCCACCUUGCUAACCACAGUAGAAUUUCUGGAACUUGUUGGAUUUGCCAUUGCCAGCACAACUAUGUUGGUAGAGAAGUCUCUGAGUGUCAUUUUACUUGUUGUAGCUUUGGCCAUGCUGAUUACAGACCUGAGAAUGAAGUCUUUCCUAGCUAUUCCAAACUUAGUUAUUUUUGCAGUAUUGUUAUUUUUUUCCUCAUUGGAAACUCCCCAAAAUCCAAUUGCUUUUGCAUGUUUUUUUAUUUGCCUGAUAACUGAUCCUUUCCUCGACAUUUAUUUUAGUGGACUUUCAGUAACUGAAAGGUGGAAACCCUUUUUGUACCGGGGAAGAAUUUGCAGAAGACUUUCAGUUGUUUUCACUGGAAUGAUUGAGCUGACAUUUUUUAUUCUUUCAGCAUUUAAACUUAGAGACACCCAUCUCUGGUAUUUUGUAAUACCAGGCUUUUCCAUUUUUGGAAUUUUCUGGAUGAUUUGCCAUAUUAUUUUUCUCUUAACUCUUUGGGGAUUCCAUACCAAAUUAAAUGACUGCCAUAAAGUAUAUUUUACCCACAGGACAGAUAACAAUAGUCUUGAUAGAAUCAUGGCAUCCAAAGGGAUGCGUCAUUUUUGCUUAAUUUCAGAGCAGUUAGUUUUUUUCAGUCUUCUUGCAACAGCGAUUUUGGGAGCAGUUUCCUGGCAGGUAAGUUUAUGUGUUUUAAUUAUGUCCAAUGUCUAUGAUAUGUUUAGUCCUGAUGGUCAGCCCACAUUGCUUCCACCAGAACAUGUACAAGAAUUAAAUUUGAGGUCUACUGGUAUGCUCAACGCUAUCCAAAGAUUUUUUGCAUAUCAUAUGAUUGAAACUUAUGGAUGUGACUAUUCCACAAGUGGACUGUCUUUUGAUACUCUACAUUCCAAACUGAAAGCUUUCCUUGAACUUCGGACUGUGGAUGGACCUAGACAUGAUACUUAUGUUUUGUAUUAUAGUGGGCACACCCAUGGGUCCGGAGAAUGGGCUCUAGCAGGUGGAGAUAUACUACGCCUUGACACACUUUUAGAAUGGUGGAGAGAAAAGAAUGGUUCCUUCUGUUCCCGGCUUAUUAUCAUAUUAGACUGUGAGAAUUCAACCCCUUGGGUGAAAGAAGUGAGAAAGAUUAAUGACCAGUAUAUUGCUGUUCAAGGAGCAGAGAUGGCAAAGACAGUAGAUAUUGAAGAAGCUGACCCACCACAGCUUGGUGAUUUUACAAAGGACUGGGUAGAAUAUAACUGCAACUCCAACAAUAACAUCUGCUGGACUGAAAAGGGACGCACAGUGAAAGCAGUGUAUGGUGUGUCGAAGCGGUGGAGUGACUACACUUUGCACUUGCCAACGGGAAGCGAUGUGGCCAAGCACUGGAUGCUACACUUUCCUCGUAUUACAUAUCCAUUAGUGCAUUUGGCAAAUUGGUUAUGUGGUCUGAACCUUUUUUGGAUCUGCAAAACUUGUUUCAGAUGCUUGAAAAGAUUAAAAAUGAGUUGGUUUCUUCCUACUGUGCUGGACACAGGACAAGGCUUUAAACUUGUCAAAUCUUAAUUUGGACUCAAGAAUGGGAUUAUUGAGAGUUCAUAUUACCAACUAUCACUAACUUGCCAUUUUUGUAUACUGUAUUUUUAUUUGUGGAAAAUAUUUUGCUACUUCUGUAGCUGCUCUCACUUUGUCUUUUCUCGAGUAAUUAUGGGAUAUGUAAGGUGUCAGGAAUAAGCAUUAUUUUAUACUAAAAGUAUGUAGGGAGUCAUAAAUGCUGACUCUGGAAAAGAUGUUAAAAAUAACAUUGCACUUUCAGGAAUGUUUGCAUUUGCCUCUGACUAGAAAGAAAACAGUUGUCUAUGCUCUGCAAUGGCCAUUGAAGAAUUACUAAUGCCUUAUUUUCUAGGCAAACACUAGCGAAUGUACACCAAACAAAUUUGUUUACUAUUUUAAGAAAACUAUCAAUUGACUAACAGAUUGUUUUUUGAAAACAGUAUAUUUGAAUCUGUGAACAUUUGAAGAAAUAUAACUUCUUAUAAAAAGAGGCCUGCCCAAAAUAAAUGUAAAAUUUGCUUAUAUUUGAUCACAUUCAGAUGUCUUGGUUGUGACCUAUUACCAGUAAAGUGGAGAGACUCGAAUUGCUUUUUAGAUCAAAAUAGUCUUUAGGUAGGUAACCAUAAGAGAUGAGAGCCUUCAUGCAUUGGUGAGGGUAUCUGAAAACGUUGGUAUUUAAAAAGUCUUUCUCAGGGUAACUUAAUGUUUUCUAAAUGAACAGUGUUUCGAGCUACAAAUUCCUUCUAAAUAAAGUAUCUUUCUUUUCAAAAAGUACUCAUAUGAAAGAAAUUUUAGCAAUUUAUCAUUAACUGAUUAAGUCAAUUUUAAGUACUCAGAAAAGAUUUUGAUCUCUAUGGAGUUAAUGCUGUGCCAUGAUAAUUUUUUAAGUCCUCAUUUGUGAUAACAUUUCCCACAUCCCUCUACUGAAGGUCAAAGAUAGGAAAAAGGUCAUUUUUUCUUGUAUCCAUGUAUUGUAUAAUGUAAAAAAGUAUUCAUCUUGGCAAUUUUAGUUACAUAUAAUGGUGUCGUCAUAAUUUUUAAAACAUAAUUCACUGUUUUGUCUGAAUAAAGCAGACGCUGAUCACAGUGUCUACUAGUAAUUCACUUCUUAUUCCCUUCCAAUUAUCCUUACAUUCUAAAUUUUUACAUUUGAGAAGUAACAGGAGGGGAAUAAAAUUAAAUUGGGAGAUAAUCUAAUCUUUGUUCUUUAAAUGGUGUGAUUCAAACCUUUGAAGGCAUUUUUCUAGCCUUAAAGAAGAAAUAAUGCCUCUACCAUUUUCUUUUGGUGACUUGAAAAUUGAAGUUUUAGUUAGGAAGAAGUCAAUUAGCAUCAGGGAAUUUGUAUACCACUAUCUAUGCAGCAUUGUUAUAGUCUGAUAAUUUCUAUGUUUUGAAUUUGAUUUUCCUAAUGCUUUAAACAAAAUUUUGUUAAAAAUAAUUUUUCAUUUAAUGUGCAAUUAACAGUUAAUGAAUAUUUCAUUAUAUUAAAAGUGGAAGUUAUAAAAGAUACCCAUGUUUUAGAGUUCAUGUUUGUGGCAGGUUGAUUGGAAGAUUUCCACAAUUUGGUUAAUUAUUUAUAUUAACAUCAUUGAAAUGAAAUAGUAGAGUGUUUCAUUAUUGUUCUAUUCAGAAAUAAUGUAGAAAAAUCCAUUUUAAAAUUAUUAGCUUACAGUAUCAAAAAGCAGUUAAGUAAAAUCUCCUUUUAAAUUUCUUAGCCAACUGAGCAAAUUACUUUAAACCAUAUCUCUUUGCCCUGAGAAAGCCAAAUACAAAAGUAUAUUCUGCAUUCUUUAUAAAGUAUUAAUAAGACAAGACUUAAAAAUACAUUCAAAAGAUUUUACAGCCAUCAAGCUGACUUUAUAUAUUUUCUAUGAACAACUGAAAAACGUCUUCAGGCUAAAAAAUGUGACAAAGUCCAAGUUAUUUACUUUUUAGUUCCUUAAAAGUAAAGGAACUUACUUUAAUGAAUUUUCCUGCCUAAACAAACAAAAACUAUAAAUGACUCUUUGGAAUGGUAUCUUAAAUUGAAGCUGCCAACUUUAAAACAUUAUUUAGUUUAACAGUGUAAAAAAUAAAUAGCAUAAAAAGAAUAAAUUGGUUAACUUGAUCUGAAAAUUAAAAAUAGUUCAACAAUUAAUAAGACUAAUUUGCCAAUUUUAUAUGUCAUAAAGAAGUUAUUUGGAGUAAAAGGAAUUAUUUUAGGGCAAACCUUUACCUUUCUGUAAAAAGAGACAUAAUUUGUUUCCUUAUAUAAUUCCUUGCUAAAAUCAUAGAAGUACUAUUUUCUGAAGAGAUCUUUUUAAAGUAUAAACCAUUAUAUGAUACAUUAAGAGCCGCAUUCUUUUUCUCCCUAUGACUUUUCAUUGCUGUAAUUAAUUCAUUGAAAUGUUUUAGUUUGCUUUGGUCUAAACCUUUCCUUCUUAGGAAAAUUAGAUUUAUCUUUCCAUAUAAUUCUACCUUGCUGUACUUAAUAAAUUCCAAAUUCUGUGGAAAAGAACUGUUUUAGAAGACUUAAAUAAUCAGCAUUUUCAUAAAUUCUAUGCUUUAAAAACUUACAUUCUAAUUCAAAUACUUUUAUAUUUAAUGCAUUAGUAGACAAAUUUAUCAGUCAAAUCUUCAUUAGAAUAUAACUAUAUUGUAUUUAUAAUUUUGGUUUACAUAUAUUUGUUAUUUUGGGUACUGCUUUUUUAAUAUGUAUUCUAUUAAAGUUAGAGGUUAGUCUUGAAGAAAAUAUUACCUUUCCAGAUAUUAUGUGGUAGUUAAUAUUGUGUGUACCAGAAGAAAAUGGUUUAAAGAAUGUGAUUAUAGAUAUACUUGAGAGAAAAUGUUCAAAGGAGUUAGAUGUGUCAGUACUUUUGAUGUCUCUAUUGGACUAUUAGACUGUCAUCUUUUUUAAUUAGGGGCCUACAUAUCUUGGUAUUUUUUGUACACAAUUAUCCAGAAAAGUGCCUUGCCCAUAGUAGGCAUUUAAUAAAAACUUUUUUAGUAAAUGAA